This is a messenger RNA of Doryrhamphus excisus (bluestripe pipefish), 3045 nucleotides long. It is a transcript of the gene gem, whose product is annotated as GTP binding protein overexpressed in skeletal muscle. Gene Ontology annotation, biological process: negative regulation of high voltage-gated calcium channel activity. The record is from RefSeq and is a predicted model, not a curated record. Gene Ontology annotation, molecular function: calcium channel regulator activity; GTPase activity; GTP binding. Lineage: Eukaryota; Metazoa; Chordata; Actinopteri; Syngnathiformes; Syngnathidae. Gene Ontology annotation, cellular component: plasma membrane.
GAGAGGACACCAGAUGCUCCAUUUGACUGUUAACAGCAGCAGGAACCAUAUUUCACUUUCACCACUUUUCCCAAGUUAAUCUGACAAUGAAAGAAGUAGCACAUUCUCCCUAAUUUGAGCCCGGCACCAUGAUGUCCAGCGUCCGCCGGCACAGCCUCCGUCUGCAGACCGAGCUCCACCGCUGGAGCAUCUGCGACCCGGGCACCCACCUCCUCCCCGACGGCAUUUUCGCCCGCGUGCCCGCUUGCAUCUCCCGAUCCAAGUCGUGCACCAGCUCCGCCGGGGAGUCCGACGGAGGCAGCCGCGGUAGCUGGUCCUCCUCCGACUCGGUUAUCUCCGCCGAUUCCGGCAGCCCGUACCGGGUGGUGCUCCUAGGGGGCAGCGGGGUCGGUAAGACCGCCUUCGCAUGCAUCUUCUCCGGGGCAGCGGAUAGCAUGGACAGCGAUGAUUGUGAGCUGUGUGGAGAUGAACUGCAAGAAAAGGAGAUUGAUGUUGAUGGAGAACCUGCAACUAUAACCCUAUUGGACACAUGGGAUGCAGACACGGACACUGAGUGGGCUCUGGAGCGCUACAUGGAAUCAGGCGAUGCGUUCCUGUUGUUGUACUCCAUAACCGACCGGGCGUCGUUCCUUCGGGCGUCGGAGCUUCGCGUCGCCCUGCGUCGCCUUCGCCCCGCCCAACACACGCCCAUCAUCCUGGUGGGCAACAAGUGUGACCUGGUUAGACGGAGGGAGGUUUCCACCAAUGAGGGCCGUGCCUGCGCCGCCGUCUUUGACUGCAAGUUCAUCGAAACCUCGGCCGCCAUGCAGCACAACGUAUGGGAGGCCUUCCGCGGUAUCGUGCGACAACUGCGUCUGCGUCGAAACCCCAACGACGCCUCCGCCACCAGGCGCCGGGGCCGCCGGGAGAGCCUGCCCAUGAAGGCCAAACGUUUUCUGGACAAGAUGGUGGCGAGGAACAAUCCCGGCGUGGCGUUCUGGCUCAAAUCCAAAUCCUGCCAUGACCUGUCAGUGCUGUAGGAGGGUGAUUGACACAUCUCAGCGAGGAGUCGGCCGCGUGGGCUUGUGGAAAAAACAGAUGGCGCCGUGAGAGGCGUUCAAGAACACUUUCGGCCCUGAUGAUGACGUGAACUGUUGAAAAGCAACUGCUGUGCAAGAACAAUGCGUUUACUCGUGUUUUCGUGUUUCUUCUUCUCUCCUAAAUGUGCUCUUUGUGCUCAUUCCUGCCUUCGACUAAACUACUAAAAUGAUUUAUUUUUUAUAAUAACAAACUUUACCCUGGGCUAAUGUGCAUUGUCUUUAUUCUGCCGCCUGGAUGUAGCUUCAGUGUUAAAUAAAGUGACCUCACUACUGAAUAUAGAGAAGCCUCUUUUGUGUCAAGCUACACAAAAAACACACAACAUGCUGAAAUGAAAUAAUGAGUCAUGAUGAUAAUAAUGUCAAGCGCCAUUUUUAAUCAAAAGAUAUUACCUAAUGUGUUUGUGUGUGUGAUUGGCUGGGAGAUUUGGGUCACUGUGACACAGAACAACAUGCUUCCAUCUUUUUGUAUCACGACUCUUGACUCCCCACCCGAAUUGUUUUUGUGGGGACACAUGAGAAAAUGUUACCAUAAAUCUCUUUCACGCUAUUUGAGGGUGCCUGUGUGUAUGUGUGUUCUUGUCAUUGUAUGUUUGUGUGGCACAACUCAUGACAUGCCGCCCUUUUUGUGGGGACCUUUGGUUUUGCGAGUACAUUUUGGCUAGUCCACUCAAAAGAUAAUAGGAUGCACUCCUUUCACCUUGUUAGACUAUGUGUGUGUUAUUGUCUUUUGGUGUUGGUGUAGCACAACUCAUGACAUGCCGCCCUUUUUGUGGGGACCUUUGGUUUUGCGAGUACAUUUUGGCUAGUCCACUCAAAAGAUAAUAGGAUGCACUCCUUUCAUCUUGUUAGACUAUGUGUGUGUUAUUGUCUUUUGGUGUUGGUGUAGCACAACUCAUGACAUGCCGCCCUUUUUGUGGGGACCAUUUGGUUUUGUGAGGACAUUUUGGCUAGUCCAUUCCAAAAAUGACAGCCAGCGCUCCUUUCACCUUGUUAGACUGUGUGUUUAUGUGUGUUCUUGUCAUUAUAUCUUUAUGUAUCACAACUGUUGACACGUCACCCUUGUUGUGGGGACCUUUGUCUUACAAUUUAGGGCAGUUUAGUUGCUCCAAAAGAUAUUACGAGAUAUUAGAGUGUGUGUGUGUUACUACAUCCAUGUCCGUCACAGAGCACCAGUCACAUUGUGUUGUUUGCGACCAUGUAUGAAUAAUUACAUAAUGGUUCAUGUGAACGCUCUUUGUGCUGCUAAGUCACAGGUUGCGUUCAAACGUCCUCGCUGCUGUGAAACGGUGACUCAUUCACAGGCUGUUCGCUGCCAUCGGUUAAGAAUUCACACACAUUGUCGCCUUUUUCUUCUCGUCCUUCCUCCUCCUUCACAGCUUGUCACAGGAUGUUUGGAUGGAUGAGGACGUCGGCAUCUUCUCAGUAAAGACAUGGAAAAUAUGUAUCACAGAUGCAGCCAAGGUCGACUUUUAACCUUCACAAUGGUGACCUUCCAGUUGACCCCCGUGACCUCUUAUUGCCGCCCUCCUUUUGCAAGGGGGUGUGAUCCAUCAGCGCUAUUGGCGAAAUGAAAUCCUUAUCAGUCAUUUCCGCUAAUGGACAAUCUGAAAGCAGUCCACUGGUGGGUAGGGCAAAGUCUGAAAUGAGAAACUUUGCGCCGAGUCGUGGAAAUUGUUGUUUCUUAACAUUCCCGUCAUUGUUUACGUUUCAUUUUCCAUAUUUCUCAAUGAUUCUAAAGACUAUAUUGUACUGUUGAAUUUACAGUUACAGUCUGUUGUGGUAAAUGUCUAAUCCAAUGGCGAGAGACUACAGGAAUGGAAAUAAGAAUUCACUAUUAUGCUACAGCAUUAUAUUACGCUGGUAUAUUAUAAUAAAUAAAAUGAUAAUUAAUAAAAAUUACAAAAAAUGACUCUAGUUAAACCAAAAGUCUUAAAUAAUACAUAUUCUAUGCUAUGUUCUAUGAUCA